ACAGCAUACUAGUUAUUCUUCUAUGGCUGAAAAAGGACAUUUAGCUACCCCUUAAAAAGUAAGAAGAAUUUAUUGUUAACCUCACAAAUACCUGUUCAAGAAUAGUAAACGUAUACUGAACAGGAUGCCAGAAAAAUCAUCAAUAGAACGCAUUAAAGAAAAUGCCCAAGUUGCAAAAGAUACAAUAGACUCUCUUAAAACUGAAUUAAAUAUAAUUAGUAAGGAGUAUAAUAAUAUAUUAGCUCGGCAGCUGCGAGAGGAGAAUGCCAAAUUGACAGCUGCAGUUGAAGAAGCCAAAAAGAAACUUAUACAACUCGAGAUCCAAAAUGGAAUUAAACAGAUACCCAUACCUGUUGCUGGCCAACAGAAAGUAUCUGCUGUAAGAACACAAGAAACAGACCCUGUUCAAUCUCAAGAAGAAUUAAAGUCGGAAGUAAAAACUAAAAAAGAUAAAAAGGUUAAAGAAUCUAAACCUCAAAGAGAGGCUCAAAAAGAGCUGCCUGUAGAUAUAGGACGUCUCGAUUUAAGGAUUGGCAAAGUGGAAGACGUUCAGAGACAUCCUGAUGCUGAUUCUUUGUAUGUUUUAAAAAUUAACUGCGGUGAAGAAAAACCACGUACAGUUUGUUCGGGAUUAGUAAAACAUGUGCCCAUGGAUGAAUUACAAAAUCGAAUUGUUUUGUUAUUGUGUAAUUUAAAACCUGUCAAAAUGCGCGGAAUUACUUCUGAAGCUAUGGUAAUGUGUGCUAGCAAUGAGCAAGGUGUAGAAGUGCUUAUACCACCCCAAAAUGCUCAACCAGGAGAUAUAGUCCAUUGUGAAGGUUAUACAAGGCAGCCUGAUUCAAUAAUGAACCCAAAAAAGAAAAUCUUUGAGACAGUUGCUGUAGAUUUGCACACUAACAAUAAUUUGGAAGCGUGCUACAAGAAUACUCCUCUAACUAUAAUUGGGAAAGGAUCCUUUGUAUCGAAAACAUUAAAGAAUGCUCCUGUAAAAUAGAUCAGAUAAGAAUAAAAAGAAACAAAAUAUAAUUAGUUUCUUGUAAUUGAGAAGGUGAAGAUAAUAUAUGUGUAUUUAAAUA
Molecule: messenger RNA, 1076 nt
Organism: Sitophilus oryzae (rice weevil)
Lineage: Eukaryota; Metazoa; Arthropoda; Insecta; Coleoptera; Curculionidae
Gene: AIMP1
Product: aminoacyl tRNA synthase complex-interacting multifunctional protein 1
Exons: 5
Coding region: 125-994 (289 amino acids)
Molecular function (GO): tRNA binding
Source: RefSeq, a predicted model, not a curated record